GAACAAUCAAAUGAAACGAAAGCCACCAAGUCAGCUAUAAAUAGAACUCAAAUCUCGUUCCUGCAUCCUCGACCGCUUUAACAUCUUUCUUCCUCAGGUCUCAAAAACAGAGACACACUCUAUUUCACAAAUUCCACCUCAAUAUUUUUAUUCACUUUCUAAUCCAACUUCGUUGUUGUCAGUUAUGUUUUCUCAAACAAGCUUACCUCAAUCGAUGUCCACAUUAUUCUCCGCCUACGCUUCCGUCGCAGCCUCCGCCAUGCUACUUCGUUCCAUGGCCAAUGAAUUUAUCCCUUACGAGCUGCGUUCUUAUAUCUUCUCAGCUAUUCAUUGUCUCUUCACUCCUCUUUCACCAAAUCUUACUCUAAUCAUUGACGAGUAUGCCGGUAUAACUCGUAAUCAAGUCUUCGAAUCCGCGGAAAUCUACCUGCGUACCAAAAUUAACCCCUCAACUGACCGGCUAAGAGUAAGCAAAACCCCUAGACAGAAGAAUUUCUGUCUUUCAAUUGACAAAGGCGAAGAAGUUGACGAUUUUUAUGAAAAUAUGAAGCUGAAAUGGAGGUAUGUAUGUACUGAGCCACAAAAUAAGAACAAUUACAAUUCUGGUGAAAAACGGUGUUUUGAGUUGUCGUUUAAUAAGAAGUUUAAGGAAAGAGUAUUGAGUUGUUAUUUGCCUUUUGUUAUGGGUAAAGCUAAGUUAAUUAAAGAGGAAGAGAGAGUUAUUAGGCUUUAUAAUCGUGAAUGUCCAAUGAGUGAUGAUGAUGGAAAUGGCGGGGGAAUGUGGGGUUCUAUUAAUCUUGAACAUCCAGCUACUUUUGAUACUAUAGCUAUGGAUCCAGAGUUAAAGAAGAUGAUAAUUGAUGAUUUGGAAAUGUUCUUGAGAAGAAAAGAGUUCUAUAAGAAAGUUGGUAAAGCUUGGAAACGUGGGUAUUUAUUAUAUGGGCCUCCUGGAACUGGAAAAUCAAGUUUAAUUGGUGCUAUGGCUAAUUACCUCAAGUUUGAUGUCUAUGAUUUGGAGCUUACUAGUAUUUAUUCUAAUUCUGAUCUGAGAAGGGUUUUGUUGUCCACUACAAAUCGGUCUAUUUUGGUUAUUGAAGACAUUGAUUGCAGUGUAGAAAUGAGAGAUAGGCAGCAGGAACAGCAGCAACAUAAUGGCAUGGACUUUGAAUCUCCGGGUUCAAGCUCAAGGUUGACACUUUCUGGUAUAUUGAACUUUAUUGAUGGAUUAUGGUCGAGCUGUGGUGAUGAAAGAAUUAUUGUUUUCACUACCAAUCAUAAGGAGCGUCUUGACCCUGCUCUACUACGACCUGGUAGAAUGGAUGUGCACAUUAACAUGUCUUAUUGUAGCAGUAAAGGAUUCAGUCUUUUAGCCUCUAAUUAUCUUGGCAUUCACAGUAAGCAUCAUCUUCUCUAUGGAGAAAUUGAAGGUUUAAUUGACAAUACCAAUGUCACCCCAGCAGAGGUGGCAGAGGAACUAAUGAAGAGUGAGGAUGUUGAUGUUGCUCUUAAUGGACUUGUUAAUUUCCUUAAAAGGAAGAACAUUGAAGUCAGUGAAGCUAAGGAUGAAAAACAAGUGGAAAAGGAGGAAGAAGAAACCAAGACGCUAAAAUUAGAUAGCAGCGAAAAAAUUAUAUCUGCUGAUGAGGUUCUUUGAGCUACAAGAUCUAAUAGAAGAAGAUAUAGUAAGCCAUUCAUUGUAUUACGAUUGGCAUUACUGUACAUAUAGCUUCUUAUCAAUAGCUUCAUAAAAUUUCUUCUCUUUAUGGUUCCCUAUUUUGAUAGCUUUUUGUGACAGUGUUAAUGGCAAUUGGCAACUGAAUUCCUGGAAUUUCCUGUAUAAACUAUGUAACAAUUAUAUUAUUAUGUUAAUAAUAUGAUGAAAUAAUGUUUGAGUUUCUCUAAUCAA
Messenger RNA from Jatropha curcas, 1906 nucleotides. Its product is annotated as AAA-ATPase At2g18193. Gene Ontology annotation, molecular function: ATP hydrolysis activity; ATP binding. The record is from RefSeq and is a predicted model, not a curated record. Lineage: Eukaryota; Viridiplantae; Streptophyta; Magnoliopsida; Malpighiales; Euphorbiaceae.